CUCACUCCCCUGCCUCCUGACCCAGAGUCUUCUCUGCUGCAGCCCAGAGAUGCUGGCUGGAGAGAUGGGUGGAGCUGCUUCCUGCCCUUCAUCCUGCUCAGCAGGCUUUUGCCAAGCCUUCAGGAAGGCUCCUGGGGCCUGUGCUCUUUGCCCACCCCUCCAGCACUCAAGGCAUCCAAACCAGUUCAGAGGUGGGGCAAGGGAUUUGCCAGGUCUCACCCUUCAGGGGUCCAGGUGCCCCAGGAGCCGGGGAGGUGGAGAUGGAAUGGAGGGAAGGGCCAUGGCAGUGGGCAAGCCCCAGAGGGAAAGAGCUUAAAGGGAGGAGGAAGGUUGGGCUCAGGCCUUGAGCAAGCCCUGCUGCCCUUGCAGAGGCUCAGGAGUGCCCCUUCAGUCCUGCUGCACCGGUCACCCUCCAGCAUCUUCUGGGACUGGGUCCUCCUUGGCAGAGAAAGAGAUCAGCAUCUUGUUGGUCCCUUCUGUGAGGAAAGGCCCUGUGCCAUUGGUGGGACAAGAGUUACCCUCAGGGGAGGCAAGGCCAUUGUGCUGGUGGCACUGCUGUUUCUUCCCAGGAAAGAAAGUGGAGCUGAGUACCACAGGGGCCCUGGGAUCCCUCCAGCAGCUCUCUCAGCAGAUGGAAACUCUCCUGAAGGCUGUGCAGAAUGUGCAGACUGUGCAGGAGGCCACUCGCCACAACCUGCAGAUCCUCAGAGCAGAGCUGCAGAACAAUCAAGAGCUUUUCAGGAUCCAGCGCUACCAAGGGGAUGUCACCCUGGAUGCCGACACAGCUCACCCCAGACUGGCGAUCUCUGAGGCGGGGAAGAGUGUGAAAGACACUGGGGCCCUGAGGGAUGUUCCCAGGAAUGCUCUGAGGUUUGACAGCCACCUGUUUGUGCUGGCAAAGGAAGGCUACACCUCGGGCAGGCACUACUGGCAAGUGGAUGUUGGCAGGAGGAAAAGCUGGACCUUGGGUGUUGCGCGGGAGUCUGUGACUCGCAAAGGGACCUUGACUCUGUCCCCUGAGAAUGGCUUCUGGGCCAUAGGGCUUGUAGAUGGGCGAGACUGCUGGGCCUUCGUGGAGCCAUGGUCCCCUUUGAGUGUGGGUGGGAGGCCACAAAAGAUUGGGCUCUUCCUGGACGUCUCAGCCAAGCAGCUGUUGGUUUACGAUGUCGGUAAGAAAAGAGCUCUGCACACUUUUACCCUUGCUGGGGGCAGCAGCCAGGCAGAGAAGUUUUUUCCUUUCUUCUCCACAGGUCUUACUUCUGGAACGCCUGAGGAUGAGCCUCUAAGCAUAGUGCAGCACACUGCUGAUGAUGACUAGUUCUGUGCAUUGUGCUGAAGGAAGGCCACUCCCUAAUGGUUUUGCUUCCUCUUCUAUUUUCUUUCUGUUAGAAAAAGCUUCUCCAGUAGCAUAGGAAAUAGGUUUUGAGACACAACUAGAAGUAGUUUCAGUUAAGCUGGGUAAUGGUAAUGCCUUGGGCUUAGAUAGCAUUGCAGCUGCAGAGAGACACAGGGAAGCAGUCUCUGGCUUGGAAGCUGUGAAACUGGCCACAAACCAAUGAGAAGAAACAACUGGCAAGAGAGGAUCAGGACUGCAAGGUGUUUGGAAAGCAUCCAAGACCAGGAAGUGAAAGGACUUUCUCUCUUUAAAGAAGUUUGUAGCCUUGUAAUGCAUCUGUCUUGUUCAGCCUUCCAUGAGCAGUGUGGUUGCCUUGCUCAGGGCUCCCAGCCUUCUGCAGAGCUCCAGUGCAGGCUGUGUGUGAUGUAAUAAAGGAUACU
Molecule: messenger RNA, 1776 nt
Organism: Dryobates pubescens (Downy woodpecker)
Lineage: Eukaryota; Metazoa; Chordata; Aves; Piciformes; Picidae
Product: E3 ubiquitin-protein ligase TRIM39-like
Exons: 4
Coding region: 632-1318 (228 amino acids)
Molecular function (GO): protein binding
Source: RefSeq, a predicted model, not a curated record